Molecule: messenger RNA, 6351 nt
Organism: Trichoplusia ni (cabbage looper)
Lineage: Eukaryota; Metazoa; Arthropoda; Insecta; Lepidoptera; Noctuidae
Exons: 5
Coding region: 364-5904 (1846 amino acids)
Source: RefSeq, a predicted model, not a curated record
UGUCCUGCGUGCAUGUCAAGCGAUUAGUUUAUUAAAGACACAUACAAAAACAACCUUUUUGUCAAUCUAAACGCCAGAAAAAUGCAUAUAAAGUCAUUUUUCAAAUCGGUCCAGUCAUUAAGAGGAGUGUGGUGGCGAAUAAACUUCGAGGCAAUUACAUGUUUAAAAUUUAUGAACAACGUAUACCCAUAGAUUUAUAAUAAAAGGGCACUGAUAAGCAAAACAAAAAAUAAUCAAAAACAAUUAAGUAAUGUUACAAAACACGACCAAAAAUCAACACACGACAUCUCCUACGCACAUUAACUAAAAUAAAUAUUUGUGCAGCAUUUGAAGAAGAUAAUGGGGUCUAACUUAUAAAGGACAAUGUCUGACACUCUGGAGAAACUUUUGAAACAGUACGAAGAACAUGUUUUGUCUGAGGAUCACCCGCGAAGUAUAGGGUUGUUCACAAUCCCUGAGUACCCAGAGUUUGAGGCGGAUCGAGGUAUGUGGUCUGUGGCCCUCGACACCAUACUGACUACGCUGCGGUACCUCGCGCCAGCCACUAUCAUCACACUGUUCUGGGGCCAACACAGCUUCCUGUUCAGAAUAUUGAAGAGCAUCGAUUCGGCUUUCAGGGCUAUAUUCUCAAGCGAGGAACAGAAGCAGGCGGUCCUACAAUGGCUGGCCGAGGCGGGCCCUGUGAGGGUGGAGCACCUGGACACAGUGUGGCGACACGGCUGGGUGCUGUGCGGCGCGCUCGACGCCGCGCUGCCCGGCGCCUGCGCUGGACAUCCCCCUACAAGGCUGUCGCUAAAGCACGCACAAGCUAUCGCUGAACAUUAUCUUGGGGUUGAACCUGUUUUCACCCGGCAGGAACUGGAGUCGAACGACUCACUGAGCCGGCACCAAGAAUGGAAACUCGCUAGUUACUUAGACCGCAUCCGACAAGCUUUAUUAAAAUUAACUCCACCUGUUUCCAAACCUGUCUCCCAACGAACGUCGCCAGAAACCACACAAGUUACUCUCGACUAUGUUGCAAAAGGUUCAGGGCUAUCUGCUGCUCAAGUAAAUAACAGAACACACUUCAAGUUAUAUCCUACUGCACAGCAAGCUUUGGACCCAGGAGAAAUAACCAUUCUCAUCCGAGGCCCUCGUGACACGUACGGCAUGACCGUCAUACCACCAAUAUUAGGUAAAGCACAAAUGAUUCGACAGAAACUCUUGGGCUUACAAUCGAAACAAAACUUCACUGAAAAUGCUCUACCGAUAACGCAAGGAGCUGCGUAUUUAAGGCUAUACGGUAAAACUGACAUGAAUAAAACUUAUUACAUACCUAAAACGAAAUACGAUAUUGAUAUCGAAGUAGAAUCCCGAAAAGAUCACGCAAAAAUAGGUUACGUGGCUAAUAUUGAAGGCAAGUACACCAUUUCUAUUACAAGUAGAGAUCAACAUAUUGUUGGGUCACCCUACACUGUGACGGUAGCUAAUAAUAUCGUUGGGGUCCUAGAAAAAGACAAUUAUUGUUUAGAAGAUGGCGAAGAAAUAGACAUUGUAGACAUCAAUAACGACAGAAAGGUUGUACUGAGGAUAGUUGACUUCGUAACUGAAAAGAUGUUACUCAAAGAAAAUGGGACUCUUGAAAAGAUAAGUGAUGAUGAAGCGAAGAGCUUAAUGACAAUCGGCACAACGAAAGAUGUGCCAAACGUUGUCAGUGAUACUUAUAAUGAAAUCUCCAACAAUGCAAUAAAAGACAAGUCAGAAGAACCUGUAAAGAGCCACAAAUUUAACAAAGCUGCGGCUAAAGUGUUGGCUAUGUAUCGAGUUUGUAAAAUAUUUACAGAUAUAAUGGCUGAAAAGCAAGUACAAACUCCAAAGAAAGAUAUUCAUCACAUUCGACCAAGAAGUCAACCGGAUAUACCCGAUAUUGUCAACUCUACGUUUACAGAAACAAAUAUAAACCCAUACAUAUCUGAGUUGAGAGAAAAGUUUAUUGUUCCAGAAAAUAUUUCAGUUUCACUAAGAGCUGAAAAAUCUACAACUUCCUAUCAUACUAAUUUUGAAAAUAUUGUAAAAGAGCGGGAAAAUGUGACGGUAAAUAUACCUAUGGAUAAUACUGGGAUUGAUAGUCCAGAUAGUUUAGACGGAUAUAACGCAACUAGUGAAGAGCAAGAGGAUAUUUCAGUUGAAGAAAUAACACCAACGAGUACUAGCAACCCAUUUAUAAACGAAAUGUUCGAAGACAAUUAUGUGGCUUCUAAAAACUUUGGAGCUUUUGUAGCUUCGGAGUACGAAACGAAUAAUUCACAAAACGAAGAGACACGAGACAGUUCGAUAACAAUAAUUAUCGAUCCUCAUCAGACACCAUCACCUAUUAACAUGAACCCAUUUAUUGAGGCAGGCAAUAUAGGAUUUGUGAAACCAGACCCUGUUGUAUACGAAAGGCCAAAAACGCCAGUUUUCAAAAUAAUAUCAGGAGAAAAAGUUGAUCGUGAUGAAUCUGUUUAUAUUGACCCUAAAUCAGAAUUGGUUGAUGAAGAGGCUCUUGGCAACGAGUUUGUAAAUCCAUUCUUUAUGCACUGUCAUCAAAGCAGUCAUUUCGAACGCACACCAACGACCGAUUUCAUAAUCGGAGCACCAGUAUCGUUGCCUCCUAUGAUCAGAGCUCAUUCUCCAGAACCUGAAAUAAGAUCAUUAACUAUUACAGAAAGUGAAAAAUCUAAAAAGAAACAAUCUGAGAAAAAGCUAGAGAAAAACGUGGAUCUUGUCUCCGAGUCAGUGUUUUUAACUCCAACACAUGCAAACUUGAAUUUAACAAAAGAUGCAAAACAAGAAAAUACUGCCGUAUCAUCAACUUUUCACAGUUUAGAAUCGAAUCUUACAGAAACAAUAGAUAACUCUAAUGCAUCAACUACCAGCGACAAUCAGUUCGCACCAUAUCGGCCUGAAUCAAACAGAAAUCUUUCACCUAGAAAAGAUAUAUGGGACUCUGCCUACGUAAGUAUUGAUGACAAUAUCAGUUCACCAGAUAGCAAUAAUAACGAAAGUACAAUCUGCGAGACUCUUAGUAAACCGAAGUUUUCUCCUAGUGACGUCAACUUCGGAUUAAAACAAGAAGAGCUAUCGAAUAUGGGCCCAGCUGAAAGAGAGAUAUGGCAAACGUGCAAUGAUUUAAAACCCGAACCCUCAAAAUCUCCUGAAGAAGUAAAACCUUAUAAAUGGGAAUUCAAAAGGCCAACAUUCACACCUAUAAUUGAAGAAAGCGACAGAAGCAUAUCAUCAGGCACGAAGGAUAUAAGGACCGAUUUAUGUCCGAAGCAAGGGGAAACUGACACAGUAUCAGUGGCAUUUGCUGAACUAAAUGACAUGUAUGAAGAAUAUUAUCCUAAUUCAGAAACCAGUUCUAUUGAUGUUGCUAACGAAGAUCAUCUUCAUAGCAUGGAGGUAGAAUACGUUACCCAGACUAAGGACAGUAGUGUCAAUUCUGCGUCUGAAACAUCAGAUGUGAAGAGACACGAGGAAGAAAUAGAAGGAACGAUUUCUGAGGUUCAGGCAAAUGUCACUGAAUCUGUUUCAGCAAGUCAGACCUUUCGCAACGAAAACGACUCGACGUGUGAGUACAACAGGGAAAAUGAUGAAACGCAAUUUGGUAAAACUAAAUGUAGUAAUAUCGUCCUUGAAAAGAAGAAAUACUGGGACGAGAAAAUUCGGCAGAUAGAAGCAAAAUCCGCAGAAACUGCAACUUUCUCAAAGAAAAAACGAGUUUCUUCGAAGCAGUUAAAACAUGAUUCUCUAAGUAAGCGAAGAGGAAAACAAAUGAUUAAGAAUUUCCUUAGUGCCGGAGAUUACAGUCAAGUUAAACAAAUCUAUCAAGUCGAUGAUAAAGAAAAUGAUUUUAAAGUACAUGAACCAGUCAGAAAACAAUCAUUAACCGACGAAGUUAAAUCAGAUGAGAAACUUGUAAAACGAUGGAAGAAAUAUUGGGAUGAAAAAUUAGAAACAGACCAGAUAGAGCAUGAAAAUAUUACUCCAAAACGAAAAUCUCCGAAUGUCCAUAUACCCGUACAGUCUCCACAACGAAAUACAGUCGAUGUUCAAAUUAAACUAGUAACUAAUGACAGCCAAGAUGAUUCGACAAGUGAAGAAACGCCAGUGAAACAAGAAUUGCCUGAAGAAGUAUUCAAAGCCUUUGAAACUAGCCCAAAGAGAUUCUUCGGAACAUCAAGACAGCAGAUUUUAAAUAAAAUAGAUACAUUCUUAGGAAAACCCGCUACUGUUGAUAUUCCAACAGCGGAUAUCUCCGGCGAGUGUCACGAAAGUGGUCUUGUAUCUAGUCGAAUAUCUUUGUUCCAUAACUUGUCAAACACUGAGGAACUGCCAUGGGCCAGAAGAAAAAGCCAAUCUUUACAUAACAUAAGUCAAAGACGAGAUACUGAGAAGAGCAUAGUUUCUAUGGAAGAAAUCGAACUCGAAAAUGACGGGUUAACUGAUAUACCAUCAGAUCUAAAAGAGAAAAUGAACGAAGCUGCAAAUGUAAAUAUAACGGAAACUAUAAGUUUGAAAAACAAGAGAUCUAGAAUGGUUUCUACGUCUUAUAAUAAAACCUUUGAUGAAACCGAUUACACGAAACCUGAACAUAUACAAAUUCACUCUAACGAACCUGCAAGAAAGGUAGCUUAUGACUUUAAACAAUUAGACAAACCGAUGGAAAACACUGAGGUCCUAAGAAAGAAGUCAUUUAGCAAGUCAGAGAUGGACAUUUUCAAUAAACCUCUCAACGAUCCGACAGACGAUGGAUUAGAUAAGUACAAGUCAUGCAACGAACUACCCAAAGUCAAUGUCAAGAGCUUUAUAUCGCUUUAUGAAAGCGUUUCGAAGACUGCCGUAAAAGAAAAACCGUCCAAAAAGGUGUGGAGAACAAGUUCAGUUGAUUCACAGAAUAAUUCGCAUUCCAACAGCAUAACUACAGAUGCUGUGCGCAAGCAGGCUGCAAGCGAUCGAGGAACCUUAUCCAACAGUGCAUCAAUAACAACUACACCAGGAGUCACACCUACAAAUCUAUGGAUGAGUAAAAGUUCUGAGGCAGCAAGCAAUCUCAGUAUAGACACAAAAACUUCUGGCUCCUUCGACAUUGAAAUUAUAUCAAGUGAUAAUAAAGACACAACGUACUUAAGUCUAUCUGAUAUAGAACUCGAAAUUAUAGAAAGCAGUCCAGAAAAGUCUAGUGAGUCAUCUCCAGAAAGGAAAGCUCCACCAGAGCAUAUAGAGUAUAAGAAUAGAUUCAAACUAGCAAAGGAAUAUUUUCAAUCAUUAGAGGAUGUCAGAGAUCUAAAGAAACCGAAAGCUGAACCAAAGCUGAACGAAUGUGAACAACUACUCCGACAACAGUCAACAGAAUCUCUAGAACCCGAAAGACCGCAAAAGCGUGUGAAGAAAAACAUUAAGUCUCAUUCGAUGCCGUCAUCUGAAAUAUCGAAAAUUUGGAACCAAUUACAAGAAAGUCAAGGGAAUAGUUCAAACCAGAAACUAGUUAAGAUAUCUGAGAAAUUUAAUGUGGAAGACUUGUUUACUGACGUCACUGAGGGAAAACUGAGUCGACAAGGCAGUUUGAGAGGCAUACCACAUAAGAAAGCAGUGUUAGAAGCUUUUCGAUCCAUGGAAAACGUAGCUGACACACAAAUCAAUUCCUACGAUAUGGCCGAAUCACAAGUAAUCGAUUUCGCUAAACAGCACACGGUAACGAAAGCACAGACUUACCAAAGCGAGUAUCCUUAUUUACCGACGACCGAUCCAUCGAAAUAUCAUUCAAGAUUGGACGUCAAAGCGUCUGGCCUUAUUUCUUUAAAAGAGUUAUUGGAAAAGAAACCGCGAAGAAACAGUGUGCCUGACUUGAGAUUAAAUCCUAAAUUUAGUGUUGACCUCUAAUUCUAUAACCCCUAGAGAUUUCCAUAUUUUAUCUCUACAUAUGCAACGAAAUAGAUGUGUGAAUGUUUUCCUUUGUUUUUAGGCAAAUUAGUUUAAGUAUAGAAAUUACAGUAUUUACUAGUACCUAAAACGUAGUUAAUACUCAAUUUGGUUUAAGGCGUAGUAUUUUAAGUCCUGACUAAUGUUCUUAAGGCUAAAUUUGUUAUAUUUUCGCAUGAAUGGCGUUUGAGUUUAUUUCACGAGUUUUACUAUAUUAUAUUUAUAUUAUAGUUGAUUUAUUUUCAUGUUGUGUUGUUGGUUGUUUUUUUUAAUUUGCAAUUUGUGUUUUAUGCUAGUAUUGUACAAUUCUGUACAGUUAUUGAAUCUAAUAUUUUGUUCUAAGAUUUUAUUGUAACUAUUUAUUCUACAUUAAAUAAAUUACUAUUACUUUUGUCUUCUUACUUUAAA